GGGAAUAGUGAGACGACUGUAUUGACGGGUACUUCUGUGAAUAAAUUUCAACUUACUCUUAUGUCUACAUAAACCACGAGUAGGAUUUGUGGCGCAAAUCCAGAAGUUAGUAGCCUAGCCCUGGACUUCCAACGCAAUCCUCUCCCGCGAGCUCUUGCACAGUAAGCAUGCCACCAUCGCAUAACCGACGUAACCGGACAUGGUUGUAAUCUCUACGUUUACAAAAAUGUAGCAGAAACUGAAGCAGAAGUCUUGGAGAAUGACAUUUGAGUUUUUCUUAUCAUGUCAGUAUUUUAUGGUCCUCCUCAACAAGGCAGUAAUGGUUUGUUUACUCACAUCAGAAAGCCCCCUGCUCUUCCCCACAAUCAGCGCCCAAGCGAACUCGCCAAGCCUGGGGGAAGGGCGAUCCGAUGUCGCCUGCACUGAAAAUUCCCUGAUUCCCUGCUGGCCCGUGUCAAAGCCCGACGCCUGCAAACGCCUUGAACCUCCACACCGCAGCCUUGUGCUUGUGCUCCUCUGUUGAGUUGAGCUACACCGGUGCAUCUCCAACCCUCCACUUUCUAUGCAGACGGUCGGCACACUCCCACUCUGAACCAUGAGAAAAUGUCUCACGACACAUCUGCCGUCCUCGUGGGCGAAGCAGAAUCAACAUCCCCAGUCGUAGCAGAUCAUAACUCCGCGGGGGCACACGACCUACAUGGAGAGGGGGAUGCAGAUGCUGGGCAGCGGGAAGCUAUUCCAGCUACGACUAGUAUAAGUAUGGAUCAGGAUCCAGAGCCAGCACAAGUGCGACCAUCAUGCCCAACCCCCUCCUCAGCUCCCGGCAUCUCUCCUUCAGUUCAACAACAUUCUCAUGGUGUUACUGGGAGAUCUGGGAAUGCUGGGCAGACUGGUGUAACCAUAUCUCCACCCGAAACACCUUCCUUGUUCUUCAGUGCUGUGUCGAGCCUGGCCGCCGAUGCAGAAAACCCAAAGAGUCACAACAUAGUUGCGCCACCAACAGAGAUCACCCCACAAGGCCCUCGUGACGUUCUCGAUUCUGUAGCCUCGCCCUUAAAUCAGACGACAACUGCCAAUGUCGCGCUAGCCUCGCAAUCUACAAUUGAGCAGCCGAUAUCGACCGAUCCUAAAUCUGCAGAGUCACUCCCACACGUACAUAAAUCGACAGACGGGGCUGCAGAUGUAAAGGGCGAGCAAAAGCAAGACAAGAUGAUAUUCGCACAUACCACUUCGAAUAGCAUGCAGCGGCGACGGAAUUAUGCUACUACAAAUGCUGUCACAGAUUAUGAAGCAGAUCUCACAAGUAGAGACCGCGCGAAGCAAAAAGAAGCUGUAAAGAAGUACCUGUCGGAGAAAGUCAAGAAUGAUUGGAAUUGGGAAUGGCCACAACCUGGAAGUGAGGCAAAACUCGAGCCUACAAAGACGAUCGAGGAGGAUACAGAUUUGGCGUGGAAGGAGAGAGACGAGUGGUUGAGCAACGCCAGUGACGACGGAGAUGAUAUGAAAAUGCCGCGACCAGCAAAUACCACCUCGAGUCACGACACACCUACUCCUACAAGCAAGAAUGGUGUGCAAUUGGAUAGUACAGAGGGUGUCGGGGACACAAUCACGAACGCAUUAUUCGAUCGGAAACGCAGGCGGAAGAAGCGAUUGGCAGAAGAGAUGGCGUGGAACGAGGGGUUGAGAUGUUUUACUGCACGCCGAGAUGCCUGGACUUGCGCUCGGAAGAUUCCUCGGCGUGGAAACGGUGUUGUGAAGACGACUACACGAGCUUCCUUGUCUAGUGGAGAUGGCGGUAGUUCUCCAGCCAUUGAGCAAGACGACGACGAUCAGUGGGAAGACGAUACAGAGAUCCCCAUUGCUCCUCCCAUCUUACCCCCAGAAAACGCCAUGCGAGCUUCCAUAUUACCAGGCGCAUAUAAUACCAUUUAUGACAAGGUGGUGGUUCAAUCACUAACCCCCAGCUGUCCCAUGAACCUUAAAGACGUAACCCGCAGCUGUGUCCAGGGCUGGAAACGAGACGGAGAAUGGCCGCCGAAAUCCGCACCCGACACCCUCAAGAAGAAAGGUCGGAAGAUGAGCGUAGCCAGUCUCCUGGGCUUCAAGGAAUCUGAUAGAUCUGCUCAGAACGUGAAUGAUAACGGCAAUGGAAUUGCGAAUGGAAAUGGCGUAGCGAGAGACAGCGGGGCCGCUCAUGAGAGGGAUAGGAAGGGUAGUGGUAUUAGAAGGAGUCUUCAGAAGAUCUUGAAGUUGGGUCACGGUGGUGAAUGAUCUUCCUGGUUCUUACUAAUGUGUUUGGUAGUUGGUGGGAGCCAGCCCUUACAUAUGAGAAAGAACCGGCGAAGAGAAAUUGACAUCCACGCGUUGAGGGGCGAGGGACGAUUGAGUGGGGAUUAAUGGUAAAGGACGAGUGAUGACAGAUUGAGUGGACGUGGACUGUGCAUAUGAAUGAGAACACAUUGGGUGGGGAAAUCAUUGUGGUCAGGACCAUGACAUGACAGGCUUGUACAGACCUUGAUAUUAGGCUGGGCUGGUAGGCGGGAGUUGAGAAUGACACUUUCGAUAUGAUCGAUUCAUGCAUACUUUGUAUAGCGAGCAAGAGCAGGGCGUUCUAUCUUUUCUGGCAUUCAUAGGUACGGAUGGACCUGGUGUGGACGGUGUUUUGGGCUGACUAGGGGCGGCUGGGGUAUAGUUCAGGUUGGUUUGUGGAAGGGAAUUGAGCUUGAGCAUCGUGGUAUGAAUUGGUAUGGUGUGGUAGCAGUGUAUACCUGCCUACCUACUUUAAUGCAUUAUUCUUCAAACUUUAUCUUCCUACUAAGCACUCUUUAUCAAUUGUUUCUAACCUCUUCAAGUCCUCCAGAACCUGUGUCCACUUGUGAUGAGGAGUCGCAUGCGAGUGACCACGAGAGGUGGACUAUCACAUGAUUCUCCUGGAUUCCUAUUGGCUCUCAACUCAGCGAAGCGAGGUUUUGUUGCAGGUCGCAAGUUGUGUCGACUUCUCGUUGCUGGAUGGUUGUAGUUUGGAGACGGUUGAUGGACGGUUCAGAGAUGUGGGACGGUUGAUAGUUGACAAGUUGAGUGACGGUUGCUUUUGCGUGAUGGUUACGAAGCGACUUGGUAUAUAUAAU
This is a messenger RNA of Cadophora gregata, 3128 nucleotides long. RefSeq lists its product as uncharacterized. Lineage: Eukaryota; Fungi; Ascomycota; Leotiomycetes; Helotiales; Ploettnerulaceae. The coding region runs from base 604 to 2271 and encodes 555 amino acids. The record is from RefSeq and is a predicted model, not a curated record. The transcript has 2 exons.